AUGGCCUCUGGAAGCACUGAACCGUCACGGCUGCGGGUUCUGGGGCCUGUCACGGAAAUGCAGACCGAGAGCACGCAGGAGUGUGAUGGUGGGGCCCGAGGAAGUGAAAGGAUGACAGUAUUGGCCUUCAGCUUCCACUACCUGCUCAUACGGGGACUUAGGGAGAAUUCCUUAACCUCUCUAAGGCUCUUGGUUUAUCAGUAUAAUUGGAUGAUAAUAAUGAAGGCUGAGGCUAUCUCAACGGGCUAUUGGUCACUCCUGCUCCUGCUGCUGCUGGUGUCCAACCUGCUCCUGUUCAGAAACGUGGCCUCCCUGCCCAUCUGUCCCAGCAGGACUAUCCCCUGCCAAGUGCCCCUCCGAGACCUGUUUGACCGUGCAGUCAUCCUGUCAAACUACAUCCAUAACCUCUCCACGGAAAUGUUCAGCGAGUUUGAUAAACAAUAUGCCCAGGGCAAAGGGUACAUCACCAGGGCCUUCAACAGCUGCCACACUGCUUCACUCCCUACCCCUGGAAACAAGGAGCAAGCCCAACGGAUCAACCACAAAGACCUUCUGCAGCUGGUCCUCACAGUGCUGCGCUCCUGGAACGACCCUCUGAAUCAUCUGGCCAACGAAGUGCGUGGUAUCCAACAAGCCCCAGUUGCCAUCAUAUCAAGAGCUGUAGAGAUCGAGGAACGUAACAAACAACUUCUCGAGGGCAUGGAGAAGAUCAUCGGCCAGGUCCAACCUGAAGUCAAAGAAAAUGAGGUCCACUCUGCCUGGUUCGGACUUCCAUCUCUGCAGAUGGCAGAUGAGGACACUCGCCUUUCUGCUUUUUACAACCUGCUCCAUUGCCUGCGCAGGGAUUCGAACAAGGUUGACAACUAUCUCAAGGUCCUGAAGUGCCGAAUGAUCUACGAUAACAACUGCUAAGCUCACAUCUAUUCCAUCUGUCUCUGAGAUGGUUCUUAAUGAUCCAUCCCAUAGCAAGCUCCUUUUAGUUUUAUAGCAUUUUAAUGCAGGCUUGGUGUAAUGGGUCUUGUCUUAAAAAAUAAAA
Molossus molossus (Pallas's mastiff bat) is the source of this 1036-nucleotide messenger RNA. It is a transcript of the gene PRL, whose product is annotated as prolactin. Gene Ontology annotation, biological process: positive regulation of lactation; positive regulation of cell population proliferation; mammary gland development. Bases 1 to 912 code for a protein of 303 amino acids. Gene Ontology annotation, molecular function: prolactin receptor binding; hormone activity. NCBI's taxonomy places the organism in Eukaryota, Metazoa, Chordata, Mammalia, Chiroptera, Molossidae. The record is from RefSeq and is a predicted model, not a curated record. Gene Ontology annotation, cellular component: extracellular region. The transcript is spliced from 5 exons.